UGUGAGCUGGGUUCGAGCCCUCAGCAAAAAAAGAAAAGAAAAUACCCACCAAGUCUUGUCACCAAAAAAGAAUAAAAAUAAAAAGAGAAUACCAUACAACUCAAUCGCAAAUGCUUUUACUGUAGAUCGCGUAGCUUCUGAUGUCCCUUCUCUUCCCCAAAAUGUAUUGUCAAAAAAAAAAAAAGAAAAAAAAAAAAAAGAAAAGAAUUAUUCCCCACUCUCUAAAUGCUUCGAGAAUUACACUCACUCAAUGUAACUGCUUAAAAAGUAAUUAGACUGCACAUUGUUCCUCCGCUACUCUUGUAUCGCCGAAACCAUUAUCAAAUGUCUCAGAGUCAUAGAAGAGAAACAGUUGUGGACAUUGAAAGUAAUGGUGGUUGUAGCAAAGAAAAAGAGGUUCCAUCAAAAUCUGAUGGAGAGGGCUUUCCGGUUCAAAUACAUCAAGGUUCACCAGAGAAAUCUGCGGAACACAUGCGGCGAAGGAGCAAAGAGUUCUCUUCUGGCCAAGAAAAUUGGCAGCAGUCCUCCAGUACCGGCGCUGCUGCAGAGGUUCUGAGGUGCAGUUCAAACGCUUCUUUUCGACGGAAUUCGUGGAAGCCUCCCCUAAGCAAAACAAGGUCCAGGUUCAGCGACGCAUUUGAGCAAUCGUGUGAGAAAUCGGACAGACUGAUAAAUUCUGGACGAAAAUUGCUGCGAAAAGAUGACGAGAACGAUGAUAGGGACGGUUUUGAUGAGGACGGCAUUGAAGACAUACCGGGAGAGUACACAAAAACCAAGUUCAGCCCAAUCUCAUUGCUUCAGUGGGUGAGUCUUGUUUUGAUUAUAGCGGCCUUAGUUUGUAGUCUUUCGAUUCCAGUUCUGACCAGGCAGACGCUGUGGGACCUUCCGUUGUGGAAAUGGGAAAUAAUGGUUUUAGCAUUAAUCUGUGGGCGUUUGGUCUCCGGGUGGGGAGUUCGUUUGGUUGUGAUCAUUAUAGAGCGUAAUUUUCUUCUGCGCAAACGGGUUCUGUAUUUUGUAUAUGGGUUGAGGAGGGCCGUCCAAAAUUGCCUGUGGCUUGGUCUGGUUUUGCUGGUAUGGCAUUCCAUCUUUGAUGAUAAGGUUGAGCACGAGACAAAGAGUAGGAUUUUACCUUAUGUGACCAGGAUUUUGGUUUGUCUUCUGUUGACUACCAUCAUAUGGCUUCUGAAAACUCUUCUUGUUAAGGUACUUGCUUUGUCUUUCCAUGUGAACACCUUCUUUGAAAGGAUUCAGGAGGCUCUGUUCAGUCAGUAUGUGAUCGAGACUCUUUCCGGUCCCCCACUGUUUGAAAGACAUCAUCUACGUGAAGAGGAAAGGGGGGCUGCUGCUGCUGAGCUUCGGGAGUUUGAGAAUGCUGCUGGGGUUUCUAUGCCUAGUGAGCUCAGGGCAACUCUGCUUCAAAGGAGUACUGGAAGAGUUACUGGGAGUGGUGGUGGACUACAGCAAUCCCCUUCAAUUGGGAAGAAUCCUAGAUUUUCAAGGCCAAUGUCUGAUAAACAAGACGAGAAAAUCCCGAUUGACCACUUGCAUAAGCUGAGUCAGAAGAAUAUUUCAGCUUGGAAUAUGAGGAGGAUGAUAAAUAUCAUCCGCCAUGGGUCCUUGACCACUCUGGAUGAGCAGAUAAUCAAUUCUGACGUUGAGGAUGAGUCUUCUGUACAUAUUAGAACUGAAUGCCAAGCCAAAGAGGCAGCCAGGCAGAUAUUCCUCAAAGUUGCCAAGCCGGGGUCCCAAUACAUUUUGCUGGAGGAUGUCAUGCGUUUUAUGAGUAAGGAUGAAGCGUUGAAGGCAAUGCAACUUUUUGGAGCAGCAAAUGAAAACGAGAAAAUUAGCAAAUCUUCUCUGAAAGAUUGGGUGGUCCAUGCAUUUAGAGAGAGAAAAGCACUUGCAUUGUCUCUCAAUGACACAAAAACGGCGGUAGACGAGCUUCACAAUAUGUUGAACAUUCUUGUAGCUAUCAUUAUUAUGAUAAUUUGGCUUCUUAUACUUGGAAUUCCAAUCACCCAAUUCCUUGUCUUCGUAAGCUCUCAGCUUCUCUUGGUUGUAUUCAUAUUUGGGAAUACCUGUAGGACAAUCUUUGAAGCAAUCAUCUUCUUAUUUGUAAUGCACCCAUUUGAUGUGGGAGAUCGUUGUGAAGUGGAAGGAGUUCAGAUGAUAGUUGAGGAGAUGAACAUAUUAACCACAGUCUUUCUGAGGUAUGAUAACCUAAAGAUCAUAUACCCCAAUAGUGUUCUAGCUACCAAGCCCAUUGCUAAUUAUUACCGCAGUCCAGACAUGGGAGACGCUAUCGAUUUUUGCAUCCACAUCUCAACUCCAGUUGAGAAGAUAGCCAUGAUGAAGGAAAGAAUAAAAGGGUACAUUGAAAGCAAGGGUGAGCACUGGCAUGCAGCUCCAAUGUUGAUAAUGAGGGACGUGGAGGACUUGAACAAACUGACGCUGUCACUGUGGCCUACACAUAAAAUGAACUAUCAGGACAUCGCAGAGAGAUGGAAUAGGAGGACCCAUUUGGUUGAACAAAUGAUCAAAAUUUUCAGAGAACUUGACAUUGAAUAUCGCUUGCUGCCUCUUGAUGUGAAUGUCCGAAGCAUGCCAAGUUCCGACAAUCCUCCUUCGAAUUGGACAAGUCAUGCCGCCAGAGGUGAUUGAAUUUGAAGUUAUGCCAGUGAAACAGAGAGUCGGAAUGAUCUUCAUUAUGAAGGAAAUUUAUGUUCUAACAAAUCAUUUUCAUUAAGUCAUGCCACCAGGUCAAACGAAUUGUGGCUGGAUUGAUUAUACGUGCCAUUAUGCUGUCCAUUAGCUUCUCUCCCCAUAGCUUAAAAGGCAGUGGUUUUGAUAUAUAAAAAUCAAAUCUUAGAAUUGUUUCAAUUUGAAUAAAGUAAUCGGUAUGAUAAAACUACUUAAUUGUCUAUGGUAAGCAUA
Molecule: messenger RNA, 2934 nt
Organism: Ziziphus jujuba (common jujube)
Lineage: Eukaryota; Viridiplantae; Streptophyta; Magnoliopsida; Rosales; Rhamnaceae
Product: mechanosensitive ion channel protein 8
Exons: 5
Coding region: 325-2661 (778 amino acids)
Biological process (GO): transmembrane transport; monoatomic anion transport
Cellular component (GO): plasma membrane
Molecular function (GO): mechanosensitive monoatomic ion channel activity
Source: RefSeq, a predicted model, not a curated record